AGUCAACCAACUGGUAAUGGUAGGACAAGACGUGCGCGUAUUAGUUAAAUAUAAAAAAGGUUUUAAGAAAUGUUGCGAUAAAGUUGUAUAAGAAUUUAAAUAAGAAAAAAGACAAGCAUCAACCAAGGACAUGCAAAAACAUGAACCUGAAUUUCACGUUGCGGGCCUAAUACAUUGUUAACUUAAAUCAUCCACGUGUCUUUAAAAAGAUGAAACAGAAAAAUAAUAACGGAACAAUUUUAGUCGUCGUGAUGGUUUUAUCCUGGAGUCGAGUAGUAGACUUAAAAAGUCCUAGUAACACACAUACUCAGGAUUCAGUGUCUGUUUCUCUGCCUGGCGACAUUAUACUUGGUGGGCUAUUUCCGGUCCAUGAAAAAGGUGAAGGUGCCCCUUGCGGACCAAAAGUAUAUAAUAGGGGAGUUCAACGCCUGGAAGCAAUGCUGUAUGCUAUAGAUCGUGUAAACAAUGACCCCAACAUACUUCCUGGAAUUACGAUAGGAGUCCAUAUACUUGACACCUGUUCAAGAGACACAUAUGCCCUCAAUCAGUCGCUUCAAUUUGUCAGAGCAUCCCUAAACAAUUUAGACACAUCAGGAUAUGAGUGUGCAGAUGGGUCAAGCCCGCAACUAAGAAAAAAUGCUUCGUCAGGCCCAGUUUUUGGAGUUAUUGGCGGGUCCUACAGUUCAGUGUCCUUGCAAGUGGCCAAUUUGCUGCGUCUGUUUCAUAUUCCUCAAGUAUCACCGGCCUCAACCGCUAAAACGCUUUCGGACAAAACACGCUUUGAUCUGUUUGCUCGAACAGUACCUCCAGACACUUUCCAAUCCGUAGCCCUCGUGGACAUACUAAAAAACUUUAACUGGUCAUACGUAUCAACGAUACAUUCGGAAGGAUCUUAUGGUGAAUAUGGGAUUGAAGCAUUACACAAGGAAGCUACCGAACGAAAUGUUUGCAUAGCGGUAGCCGAGAAAGUACCCAGUGCCGCAGACGACAAAGUUUUCGAUUCCAUUAUAAGCAAGCUUCAAAAGAAGCCUAACGCUCGCGGCGUUGUUCUUUUUACGAGAGCUGAAGAUGCGCGUCGAAUUUUACAAGCAGCUAAACGAGCUAACUUAUCGCAACCAUUUCAUUGGAUAGCAAGUGAUGGUUGGGGGAAACAACAAAAACUACUCGAAGGCUUAGAGGACAUCGCUGAGGGUGCAAUAACUGUAGAACUGCAGUCAGAGAUAAUCGCAGAUUUUGAUCGCUACAUGAUGCAACUGACGCCAGAGACAAAUCAAAGGAAUCCUUGGUUUGCUGAAUACUGGGAAGAUACAUUCAACUGUGUUUUGACAUCUCUUUCGGUAAAACCUGAUACUUCAAACUCGGCUAAUUCUACUGACAAUAAAAUCGGCGUCAAAGCAAAAACAGAAUGCGACGAUAGUUACCGGUUAUCUGAAAAAGUUGGAUACGAACAGGAGUCAAAGACACAAUUUGUUGUGGAUGCCGUCUACGCAUUUGCCUAUGCACUUCAUAAUUUGCAUAAUGAUCGUUGCAACACACAAAGCGACCAAACGACUGAGACAAGGAAGCACCUACAAAGCGAAUCUGUGUGGUAUCGAAAAAUUUCGACUGAUACUAAGUCCCAAGCGUGUCCUGACAUGGCUAAUUAUGACGGAAAGGAGUUUUACAACAAUUACCUUUUGAACGUAUCAUUCAUAGAUCUUGCUGGCAGCGAAGUUAAAUUCGAUCGACAAGGCGAUGGUUUGGCCAGAUACGACAUUUUGAAUUAUCAACGGCAAGAAAACUCUUCAGGAUAUCAGUAUAAGGUUAUUGGAAAAUGGUUUAAUGGUUUGCAACUAAACUCAGAAACAGUUGUAUGGAACAAGGAAACCGAACAACCUACUUCGGCCUGUUCACUACCAUGUGAGGUCGGAAUGAUCAAGAAACAACAGGGGGAUACCUGUUGCUGGAUAUGCGACAGCUGUGAAUCUUUUGAAUACGUAUAUGAUGAGUUUACGUGUAAAGACUGCGGUCCUGGACUUUGGCCCUAUGCUGACAAGCUCUCCUGCUAUGCUUUAGACAUCCAGUAUAUGAAAUGGAACUCGUUGUUUGCCCUUAUUCCGAUGGCAAUUGCAAUUUUUGGUAUUGCACUGACCAGUAUUGUAAUAGUUUUAUUUGCAAAAAAUCAUGACACUCCAUUGGUAAGAGCAUCAGGACGAGAGCUAAGUUAUACUCUUCUUUUUGGUAUACUGGUUUGUUAUUGUAAUACUUUUGCACUGAUAGCUAAGCCAACAAUUGGCUCCUGUGUUCUACAAAGGUUUGGUAUUGGGGUUGGCUUUUCCAUUAUAUACAGUGCCUUGCUAACAAAAACAAAUCGAAUUUCACGAAUCUUUCACUCUGCUUCUAAGUCAGCACAGCGCCUUAAGUAUAUUAGUCCACAAUCACAAGUGGUGAUAACUACCUCUCUGAUCGCAAUACAGGUGCUAAUCACAAUGAUUUGGAUGGUAGUUGAACCACCAGGAACUCGAUUCUAUUACCCAGACCGAAGGGAGGUGAUUCUUAAAUGCAAAAUACAAGACAUGUCCUUUCUCUUUUCUCAGCUUUAUAAUAUGAUUCUCAUAACCAUUUGCACUAUUUAUGCAAUUAAAACGAGAAAAAUACCUGAAAACUUUAAUGAGUCGAAGUUUAUUGGAUUUACCAUGUAUACCACAUGUAUAAUCUGGCUUGCGUUUGUACCCAUAUAUUUCGGAACUGGAAAUUCCUAUGAGGUGCAAACUACUACGUUGUGUAUUUCAAUAAGUCUAAGUGCGUCAGUGGCUCUUGUAUGUCUUUAUUCACCUAAAGUAUACAUCCUCGUCUUUCACCCGGACAAGAAUGUCCGCAAGCUGACUAUGAACAGCACCGUCUACAGGCGAUCGGCAGCGGCGGUAGCUCAGGGUGCGCCAACCAGCUCUGGAUAUAGUCGCACACAUGCACCAGGCACUUCUGCGCUAACAGGAGGUGCGGUAGGAACAAAUGCGUCUUCAAGUACCCUUCCGACACAAAAUAGCCCCCACCUUGAUGAAGCAUCAGCCCAAACAAAUGUUGCUCACAAGACCAAUGGAGAAUUUCUACCCGAAGUUGGCGAACGCGUUGAGCCAAUCUGUCAUAUAGUAAAUAAGUAAGAUUAAUCGUGAGGAAAAAUCUCACUUCAAAACACUGUGCAACAAAAUAAGACGGUGUAGGUGAAAGCAAGGACUUAGAGAAAUACACAGGUCCUCAACGUUAGAAAAUGAUUGGACGUGUAACAUUCAAACUUUCAGUUAGGUAUUUUUAAUUCAUUGUUAAAUAUGUUAUCCGAAUCCUAACCUCAAAGUCUGUUUUUAAAUUGAAUUCGGUAUCUGUUAAAUGAAAUUUUUUACAAUUUUUUAAAAUAACAGGAUCAAAUGAUACAUCCGAGUGCCCCAACUAUCGGAUACCCGUUAUGGAAACUAUCAAUUCACUUUUUCUCCAAUAGACACUGACGUAUUGACAAGUCAAAACAGUAUUGAAAUCAUACCAUAUGGAUUAUAAUAAAUUUAUGGAACUUUUCGGUAGGAACAUAGUUAUUAAAAGAAAAAGUAGACUGAAAAAAUAUAUGAUGGUGUCACAAUCUUUGAAAUUUAACUUGAUCUGGGUAGUCAUACUUACAUAGCUAGAGUCUAAAUCCUUAAUCCCAACUAUCGUGCUCUGUUAAGUUCCGGAAUUACGACGUUUUACCAACAGGCGACAGUUUAUAAAUCGUUUUCACCUAAAAUUAUGUAACAGGUAGCUUUUUUACUUCAUAAAUUGCAACAUGUCAUGGACAAAUUUGGCAAGUCAAAUAUUUGUAUUAUCUAUAUACCGGUUCAUUUUUAUGGUCGUCCAAACAAAUAAAGAAAACUUUAAUUUUUUAAAACAUAAUUGUUCAAAGCAACCAUGUCGUCCCAAAAUAUAUACAAAGUGCAAUAAAAUGAUUGCCUUAUAUGGUUUAUUGAUUUCUGUCAUUUUGCAACGCAACAAAAGAGACUUGUACAAAUAUUUAAGCUGAGUGAUGAUUUUCGUCCUUUUUGACGCCAACUAGCUUGCAGUAUUUAUUCAUACCCAAAGAUCAUGAAAUGGAAGAUCCCAUUUUUCCGAUGUAAAUUUUAUUCACUUUCUAUGAAUGUUUCUUCGCUUACCGUAUGAACGUCGAGAUCUAGGGUACUAUAAAAGCUAAAAAGUUUGAAUUGAGCAUUUAAAUUCUAGCGAUGCCUACGCUCUCAAACAACAAACCUCUGUCACGGCGAGGUCUUUUUUAGUGUUGUGAUUUAUAUACUAAUUUUAUGUAACCACUCGCACUGCCGUUAGCUCCUGUGCACUUUCGAAAACAUUCGCAUUGCUCCUUGCGUAACUUUUCCGCAGAAGAGUUGAGUGAAGGGUAUCUGGUGGUUGUGCACUCGACUUAAGCGACUUAGUUCUUCCAUUUUGAAUGAAACCAUGUUUUAAGAUCAUGCACAUGCCUAUAUCCUAACCAAUAACAAAGUAAAAAAAAUCAAAUAUAUUAUUAAAUAAAUUUAAUAGAAAUUACGUAAUAUCGCUUACAAGUCACAACAUAUCUGUAAAAUGGUAAAAUACUUAUGUGUGAACUACGUAUCAUAACCUUUUGACAUUAUUUUACAAAUACGUAUAUGGUAAAAAUAUGUUAGUUCAAAAACUUUAAAAUUGUACUCUAGCAGAAGUUUAUUACACAGUAAAACAGCUUUUUAACCGUAGAAUAUAUUCUUUUGAAUAACAAUUUUGACAUUAUUUUACAAAUACGUAUAUGGUAAAAAUAUGUUAGUUCAAAAACUUUAAAAUUGUACUCUAGCAGAAGUGUAUUACACAGUAAAACAGCUUUUUAACCGUAGAAUAUAUUCUUUUGAAUAACAAUUUUGACAGAAUACUCAAAAAUGAAUGAAUGGACUUAAUUUGUAUUUACAUAGUUACAAUCAAAAUGUAUUUCCAAUUUUGAUCAAUAAAUAGAUCAAGUUUAAUUUUAAUAAUUAUUUUCAAAUAAAGCUGUGCCCUGGUACGGUAAACAUUUCAUUAUGUAAGUGCAAAUAAAAGUUUAACACCAAAAAAGAAGAAAAGGUAAUGCUCCAACGUUCCAACGUGAAAUAUGAAUACACACAUACAUACAUAAAAGAAUAAGAUAAACUUCGAGAUUCAAAUUCUACAUAACAUGACUUAAAAAUCUCUUUUUACGAGUGGCGAUUGUGUUUUGUAUUGAGGGUUGAUUUUUGAUGGAUAAGAUUCUUUAGGUAUUCCCCAAAACUCGCUUUAUUCUACGAUUAAUGGAAUUACUUAUGUUAUUCCAUGAAUAUUUGUUUGAAUAUGUUAAUAUAAACUUGUUUAUAAUGUUUUUUCAUGUACAGAGAAAUACUAACAUUCUUUGAUGAGUUUAAUUUAAAAAAAUUAUGUUUGCUCAAUGGCCAACACUAAAACAAUGCUACCCAUUAACCAAAUGGGUAGUUAAUUAUCCUAAUGUUAUUUAAUGUUAAAGUUCUAAAUUAAUACUCAUAAUAUAUUAAUUAUACAUAUACAUUUUAUAGUCGUAACCCGAAAGUAUGCCAGUCUUAUAUAACAUCUAACUAACAAGACGAUCAAUGGAUUAAACAAAGAGAAAUUAAUAUAAAGUUCCUUCAACUUUUUAAUUCGCGUUUUUUAAUAGCGUUUAAUUCUUUGUUUUACCAAAGUUGUCCAGAUAAUUCAUUUUAAAAAUAUUGAAAUUCAAAUACGCGAAGAUACAACAAAUAAAAACAAAUUUAACAAUAAAAAGCUAUAAAAGGCGUAUGACCCCAAACCCCUUAUAUAUAAUAUAUUUAGCCCAGCAAAUCAUUAUAAAAGUACACUGUAAAAUCUUAAACCGUAUCUAAGUACAAAUAAAUCGUAUUAACUCUAUAAACAUAACAUAGAUGCAAAACAUAAAUUAUAAGGAUAAGUUAACAAUAAAAAACCAAAGCAACG
Molecule: messenger RNA, 5961 nt
Organism: Drosophila melanogaster (fruit fly)
Lineage: Eukaryota; Metazoa; Arthropoda; Insecta; Diptera; Drosophilidae
Gene: mGluR
Product: metabotropic glutamate receptor
Exons: 9
Coding region: 210-3140 (976 amino acids)
Biological process (GO): adenylate cyclase-inhibiting G protein-coupled glutamate receptor signaling pathway; G protein-coupled receptor signaling pathway
Cellular component (GO): plasma membrane; membrane
Molecular function (GO): G protein-coupled receptor activity
Source: RefSeq, marked reviewed